Molecule: messenger RNA, 231 nt
Organism: Symbiodinium sp. CCMP2456
Lineage: Eukaryota; Dinophyceae; Suessiales; Symbiodiniaceae
Source: the annotation of a GenBank genome assembly
AUGUGGUACCCGUGCUCGGGAGAAGCGGAUAGGCAGAACGCUGUCUUCGUCGAGCUUUGUGAGACGGACUUCGGUAAGAAGAAGGGUGCGCUGGUGAGCUCCGGCGUGUUGCUGGUGAAUCCUCCAACCGACAUGCCGGACUUGGAAGCCAAAGUGCAAGAAAUUCUCUCAUGCCUGCAGGAUGCCUUCCAUCCGGUAUUCAACAUGGAGACAUCUUACCUGAAGGUGUAG